AUGAAGUUAGCCUUCCAUGAAGAGCGGCUAGGGGAGUACACGGAUUCGGAACUGGGUGAUCAUAUUGUGUCCUCGCCGACGUGCGCGUCUAGUUGGCAGGUAAUCGAACUCUCCCCGAAUCUCAUAACCAAGCAUUAUCAGCGUUCAGAGGUCGAGGAUGCUUUGAAGGCUACCGAAGUCGCCAGCCAGCUGGGGAUCCGAGGUCCCUCCAUACGAAGGAUAGUAAGGAAUGAAAGGAGUACUUUCACUAUUAUGGAUCGGAUCGAGGGAACUACUUUGGACGUUAUCUGGAAGGAACUGGGUUGGUUUAUGACGGUUAAGCUUGGUCUGCAGCUUCGCCGCUUCGUGAAAAUCCUCAGAUCUGUUACCUCGCCAACCGCUGGAUCGCUUGCGACGGGCGAAUGCAGGUCUUUCUGGCUAGAGGAUCGUUACGGUCUUCCGGCGAAUUCUGGUCCAGCCGAAAUCGCCCACUUCUUCCGAUUCUGGACAAAUUUCACGUCCAUACGGCGAGCGAUGCAAGCAGCGAAGCAACCUCAGGCACUAGACUCGCCUGAUUCCACUGUCGGGGUGCCGAUGACUAUUGAGCCAUUCGUCUUGACUCAUCAUGACCUUGCGCCACGCAACCUUAUAGUUUCUCCUUCUGGUCAGCUUUCGCUCAUUGACUGGGAUUUGGCUGGGUUUUACCCUAUCACCUUCGAGUACGCAUCCAUGUACAAUUUCAACAUUCCUCAAGACUGGGACCUUAUCGCCCGUUUACGAUGGCAUUUAUUUGCCUGGAUCGCGGUUGGCUAUUAUGAGGCUGACGCUCGCCUGCUGCGAUCCAUGCAGUUUAAAUUUACACGAUUCGCCGUCGGAAGGAGAUACGAACUUCUGGGAAAAGGUGGUCCGUCAAGAUACCCUGUAACCUGA
Aspergillus melleus is the source of this 909-nucleotide messenger RNA. RefSeq lists its product as uncharacterized. NCBI's taxonomy places the organism in Eukaryota, Fungi, Ascomycota, Eurotiomycetes, Eurotiales, Aspergillaceae. Bases 1 to 909 code for a protein of 302 amino acids. The record is from RefSeq and is a predicted model, not a curated record. The transcript has a single exon.